Mollisia scopiformis is the source of this 1809-nucleotide messenger RNA. RefSeq lists its product as uncharacterized. The coding region runs from base 1 to 1809 and encodes 602 amino acids. The transcript is spliced from 8 exons. NCBI's taxonomy places the organism in Eukaryota, Fungi, Ascomycota, Leotiomycetes, Helotiales, Mollisiaceae. The record is from RefSeq and is a predicted model, not a curated record.
AUGUCAGAUAUUCGAGAAGUGUCAAUGCGUGUCAUCGUAGGGAUUGACGUUGGUCUGACCUGCACAGGUGUUGCUAUUUGCACAGAUUUUGACGCCCCGAGUGGGAGAGAGACCCACGUACGAGUUAUCGAACAAUGGCCUGGCGCUGUUGAAAGCGUGGUGAAGAAGGUGCCCACAAGAGUCGCAUACACAGCUGGAGAACUUGGUAUUCAUUCGUGGGGUUUCGGCUGCCCGGAAUUGUCUGAUCUGGGUGGGGGUAGAGCGAUAAAAGAUAUGUUCAAGUUCUUCUUGGACACAUCAUAUGUGAAAAAGAAAUUUGGACAAGGUCCUCAGGCGCCUAAACCAGAGAAUGUCAGGCUCUGGUACAAAGACUUUUUGACGGCUAUUUACACCCAUAUCGUUCAAGAACUUCGAGACGAGCCGAAAAUAGACUUCGACUCGCCCUCCACGUCCGUCGAGUUCGUCUUCAGCAUUCCGACAGAGUGGAAGGAUAAGGACGACUUAGUUCGUGAAUUUCGAGACAUCGUGGACGAUGCAGGAUUUGGUAAAACAGGUCAAGUCCAUAUGGACUUGACAGAAGGCGAAGCAGCAGCUGUCUUCACCGCUAACAAGCUUAACUACACAUUUCAACAAGGUGAAGCUUUUAUGGUGCUCGACGCCGGGGGUGGGACAACUGAUAUGUGCAUCCUUCAGGUGAAUAGCCCACUAGACGACGUACUUGAAUUAGAGACUGUUGAUGAGCCAAGAGCUCUUCCUGCUGGCUCCGUCAACAUCGAUGAACUGUUCGAGAAGAGAGCAAGAGAACUUCUCUGGUCUACUAAUGGAGUAGCCCAUGAUAAGGUCGAAAACCUAGCUCUUCAGAUGUCUCGGGGUAAAUUUCAAGACAUCAAGACGCUAUUCGGGACUGAUUCCUUUCGGGGGAUAAAGAUUGUAAGACUACAAGUGCCAGACUCAACCGAAAGCAUUACGUUCCACCUUGCUGAGCUGAAAACCAUGUUCGAUUCGCAAAUAGAUAUGAUGAUCGAAGCUAUUAACAAGCAACUUUCACUUCUCCGGAGUGUGAAACCUUACGUAAGAGUGUCCUAUCUCUUUUUAGCUGGGGGCCUUGGGUCCUCAAAAUAUGUACAAGACAGACUUGUAGAACAGUGCCAAAAAACGGGUAUGGAGGUACUAUUUGCACCGAAACCUGAAGACCUUCCUCUUGCUGUAUGCCAAGGCUUGGUCAUCGAUAGGGUGCAGCAUGUCUGCCAAGAUCGCUCAGUAAUACCGAUCCGAAGCAGUAACUCAUCAUAUGGCAUCUUGUACAAAGAACUAUAUAGUGAGAAGCAUUCUGGACAAUCGUGCACGAGAAAUCGGCUUGACGGAAAGGACUAUGCAGAGAAUCAGAUUGACUGGUUAAUUAUGAAGGGCUCGCAACGAAGAGGCCAAGUUGUUCCACGGUUCUACUCAAUUUUGGCGGAUCCAGCCUUGAAAAAACAAAGCUGGGGCUUCACCAUAAUCCGUUCAACAGCAGAUGCACGGUCAUUACCAAUCUUUUUGGACGACAAAGGAAGUGUUGAAAUUGUGGGUCACGUGGUCUCGAGUCCGGAAGUAAGGUUGCAUACUUUAGGAAUUGCUCAUAAACGCGGAUUUUUUGGCAGGAAGACUGAUUUCUCUCGAGUCAACUGUAGAUUAUCGGCGCUUAUUGAAGUGGGAAAAUUCGAGUUCAUUGGUACAGUCGUGAGUCAAGCGGAGGAGAAGCCGCAAGUGCUCAAAGUUUAUUGGUCGAAGGACAAGAACAGGGACUGUGACCUUAUCAGAAGCAUGUAA